AUGAAUCAAUCAAGUUCAGACAAGUUGCCCGUCGACGCUGCCCAGCUGGAGGAGAGAAUCGGCGAACCGACCAAGGAUGGACUCUUGGGGCCUGACGAUGUCCGCAUUGCCGACGCAUCCUCACUGCAUAGUGGUGAGGAUAUUCUUGCGCUUCAAGACCUCGACCCUGUUUUGAACAUGAAGAUGCACCUCGUCAAUAAUGCAAUCGAUGAAAUUGGGUGGACUCCAUAUCACCUCAAGCUCUUCUUCCUCAAUGGCUUCGGAUAUGCCGUAGAUUCCAUGAUUCUGCUCUUCCAGUCCAUUGUUGCGGGACCGGCUUAUCGCGAGUUUCGCAGCGGUUACGCAAACGCCCUCACAAUUGCUGUGUACUGCGGCAUGCUUACAGGUGCCAUUUUCUGGGGAUUUAGUGCCGAUAUCAUUGGCCGCAAAUACGCCUUCAAUAUCUCACUCUUCAUGUGCUCAGUGUGCUGCAUCGUCGCCGGUGCCAUGCCCAGCUGGCCAUCCCUGGCCCUCUUCAUCGCCCUACUGGGCUUCGGCGGAGGUGGCAACCUGAUCAUGGACACGACCGUUUUCCUUGAAUAUCUCCCCAGUAACAAGCAAUGGCUUCUUACAUUUCUUGCUUGUUGGUGGGGUUUUGGUCAGGCCAUUACGGGAUUUAUUGGCUGGGGCUUUCUCGUUCCUGCAAAGUGGAAUUGCAGUGCCGACGCUGCAACCUGCUCCAAGGAUGAAAAUUGGGGCUGGCGAUAUUGUCUCUUCACCGGAGGAGCAUUAGUUCUGGCCAUGUCUCUUCUCCGGGUAACUGUGGUUCGACUACGGGAGACUCCAAAGUACCUUCUUGGCAUGGGUCAGGACGAAAAGGUAAUUGAGACCUUUCACUACCUAGCCACGAAGUACAAUCGCCCUUGUUCCUUGACAUUGGAGAAACUCCAGGCUUGUGGAACAAUUCGAGCUGUGCAAAACUCCAAAGGCUUCUCGGUGCAACAAUCUCUGGUACAUUUCAGUGGUCUUUUCUCAACUAAGAAAGUUGCCAUUUCUACGGUCAUGAUUUGGCUUUCCUGGACUCUAAUUGGCUUGGCUUAUCCCUUGUUCUAUGUUUUCCUACCUACAUAUCUUGAAAACCACGGGUUGAAGUUCCAAAGAACGCAAUUCGAAACAUGGCGUAAUUAUGCCAUUACUAACAUAUGUGGUAUUCCUGGUCCCAUAAUUGCUGGAUUCAUGUGUAACACCCGGAUACUAGGUCGGAAGUAUACCAUGAGCAUUGGCGCGCUUAUUACCAUGGCAUUUUUCUUUGCUUACACAGCAGUAAAAACCUCGGUACAGGACUUGGCUUUUACCUGUUUGAUUGCUUGCUUCCUCAACAUUUACUACGGCACUCUCUACGCAUAUACGCCAGAAGUCCUUCCUAGCGCCCAUAGAGGAACGGGAAAUGGAGUUGCAGUAGCAUGCAAUCGCAUCAUGGGUAUUGUCUCUGCUGUGGUAGCUUCGGAGGCAGAUACAGCGACGUCUGCGCCGCUGUACGUUUGCGCCGCUAUAUUCAUUGUAGCAGCCAUAGUUUCUGCACUCUUCCCCUUUGAGCCAUACGGCCGACGAAGCUCAUGA
Messenger RNA from Pochonia chlamydosporia 170, 1599 nucleotides. Its product is annotated as MFS transporter. Gene Ontology annotation, biological process: transmembrane transport. Gene Ontology annotation, molecular function: transmembrane transporter activity. Lineage: Eukaryota; Fungi; Ascomycota; Sordariomycetes; Hypocreales; Clavicipitaceae. Bases 1 to 1599 code for a protein of 532 amino acids. The transcript is spliced from 4 exons. The record is from RefSeq and is a predicted model, not a curated record.